Messenger RNA from Zasmidium cellare ATCC 36951, 2103 nucleotides. RefSeq lists its product as uncharacterized. Lineage: Eukaryota; Fungi; Ascomycota; Dothideomycetes; Mycosphaerellales; Mycosphaerellaceae. Bases 1 to 2103 code for a protein of 700 amino acids. Gene Ontology annotation, biological process: translational initiation. The transcript is spliced from 2 exons. The record is from RefSeq and is a predicted model, not a curated record. Gene Ontology annotation, cellular component: cytosolic small ribosomal subunit. Gene Ontology annotation, molecular function: translation initiation factor activity; ribosome binding; mRNA binding.
AUGGCGCAGCCUACGCAAGUCGCAUACCGCACCUCGAAGCACAUUGGUAUUCUCGAUGCUGCGCCCGUUUACGAGCAGCUUCCGGGCUUCCAGCGGCCUGAAGGCAACCUGCGUUGCUGCGUGUACUCCUCCGAUGGUCGCUUCUUCGCAUGGGCCUCGCCCGAGAACGUGACUGUGGUCGAUGCCUCUGUCGGCCACGUGGUCACGACAUUGCCAGCUGAAAAUGUGUACGAGCUGGGUUUCUCGCCUGCGGGAACGUUCAUCAUAACAUGGCAGCGGCCAUCCAAAGAUGAGGAGGGCAAUGCCACCAAGAACCUCAAGGUCUGGCGCACCAUCGACGACAACGCCGGCGAGGACGGUGAGAGAGCUGUGGUUGGAAAGUUCGUGCAGAAGAGCCAGACUGGCUGGAAUCUGCAAUACACCACAGACGAGCAGUACUGUGCUCGCUGUGUCACCAACGAAGUCCAGUUCUACGAAAGCAAGGAUCUGGGCACAGUCUGGAACAAGCUCCGUGUUGAGGGUGUGACCGACUUUGCACUUUCUCGAGGCAAGACACAUUCAGUUGCUGUUUUUGUGCCAGAGCGCAAAGGUCAACCUGCCGCUGUCAAGGUGUUUAAGGUGCCCCAAUUCGACUCGGCAGUCUCUCAAAAGACUUUUUUCAAGGGCGACAAGGUGCAGCUCAAGUGGAACGAAGAAGGCACAAGCGUGAUUGUUCUGGCACAGACCGAAGUCGACAAGAGCAACAAGAGCUAUUACGGCGAGACUAACAUGUACAUCUUGAGUGCCAACGGUGGCUUCGAUUCUCGCAUCCAGCUGGACAAAGAGGGUCCCAUUCACGACGUGACUUGGUCGCCCAACUCGAAGGAGUUUGGUGUCGUGUACGGCUACAUGCCUGCGAAGACGACGAUCUUCAACCAAAGAGCUAUCGCCCAGCACAGCUUCAGCCUGGGCCCGAGGAAUACCAUUUUGUUCUCCCCACAUGGUCGUUUUGUCUUGGUGGCUGGCUUUGGAAACUUGGCAGGCCAGAUGGACAUCUACGAUUUGGAGAAGAACUACGAAAAGGUGUGCACGAUCGAGGCAAGCAAUGCAUCGAUCUGCGAGUGGAGCCCCGACGGCAAGCAUAUUCUUACCGCUACUACAAGCCCUCGCUUGCGUGUGGACAACGGUAUUCGUAUCUGGCAUGUUGGAGGAGGGUUGAUGUACAACGAGGAGAUGCACGAGUUGUAUCAUGUCAUCUGGCGGCCUCAGUCGGCCACGCAACACCCCGUGGAGGAUCCCUUGCACCCUGUGCCAACGCCGCACGCCUCUGCUUUGGAUUAUCUCAGCAAACGCAAGACUCCCUCGAAGCCUGCAGGCGCCUACCGACCACCUGGCGCACGUGGUGCUGCCACACCACUCUCGUUCAAGCGCGAAGAUGAGGGAGGCGCUGCCUUUGUGAGAGAGCUGAUGUCCGGCAAGGAACCCGAGACUAACGGUUUCGCUCAUCGUCCCAAGCGACGUGAAGUCCCUGGCGCUGAAGCUGUCGACCCAAAGCUGCCGCCAGGUGCUGCGCCUGGCGGAGGUGUUAGUCUCACUGCUGAUGGCGACGAAGGUCUUAGCAAAGCUGCGUUGAAGAACAAGAAGAAGCGUGAAGCAAAGAAGGCCAAAGAUGCCGAGGCGAAGGCAGCUGGUCUGACAGCACCCAACGGCGAUGCCAAUCCGGAGAAGAGCCCCGAGCGCAAGGAUCGACCUCGUAGCCGCUCCAACACCAACAAGGGCGGCAAUCAAGGUUCACGUCCGCAGUCCAGGAGACGUGAGGGUAGUCGUCAGCGCGGUCCGCCAUUGAACACGCAGCUUAAGCAGCAACCCGCGAACGGCACCCCUACCGGGCCUGCUGGAGGCGCAGCGAACCAAACCGCCCCGGACUUGACAGUCACUUCGCCAGGAGCAGGAUCGCCGCAUGAGAAGAAGAUUAGGUCUCUCCUGAAGAAGCUGCGGGCGAUUGAUGACUUGAAGAUGCGACAGGCUGGUGGUGAGAAGCUGGAGGGAACUCAAGUCCUUAAGAUCGGCACCGAGGAGGGCGUGCGAAAGGAGCUGAACGCGCUCGGCUACACUGGCGAUUGA